Messenger RNA from Hyaloscypha bicolor E, 894 nucleotides. RefSeq lists its product as uncharacterized. The transcript is spliced from 2 exons. Gene Ontology annotation, molecular function: nickel cation binding. The coding region runs from base 1 to 894 and encodes 297 amino acids. The record is from RefSeq and is a predicted model, not a curated record. NCBI's taxonomy places the organism in Eukaryota, Fungi, Ascomycota, Leotiomycetes, Helotiales, Hyaloscyphaceae.
AUGAGCAGCGACACGGUCGACUCCUCGCAGUCGCAAGCAAUCGAAGAUGAGAUCGUCGAGCUCGAGGGGCGUCUCGAGAAGGCCAAAGCCAGGUUGAACAAAGCCCAAGUCAACCAAGGACCCUCGAUCCCACCAGCAAAGAUACCAAGCAGUGAUGUGCCUCUGACUUCACCAACUCAUCACUUCCUCCUCCUGCUCUCAGACUCCGCCCUCCCACUCGGCUCCUUCGCAUUCAGCAGCGGUCUCGAAUCGUACCUCGCGCACACCCGUCCCAAGUCCUCCUUCCCCACAUUCUUGAACUUCUCCCUUUCCUCCUAUGCCUCGACAACCCUACCAUUCGUUCUCGCUGCCCACCGGCACCCGAUUGAUCUCCUAGAGCUAGACGAUGCCCUCGAUGCGGCAAUUAUGUGCACGGUAGGCCGGCGGGCAUCCGUGGCGCAAGGCAGAGCUCUGCUCUCGAUAUGGGAUCGAUCAUUCAAGUCCGCUCUACCUGCUGGAGCGUCUACAGCUGCUGUUGAAGCUCUGAAGGAGUUCACCGUCCUCUUGCGUGCCACGUCCUCGAAUAUCACUACCCAUUUGCCGACUGCCUCUGCUCAUCUAGGACCGCUGUUUGGAGCCAUUGCGGUGAUCUUGGGGAUGAGUCUUCGGCAAACUGCAUAUGUGUUCAUGCUCAGCCAUGUGAAGGCUUUGUUGUCGGCUGCUGUAAGAGCGAGUAUGUUCGGGCCGUAUCAUGCGCAGAAAAUGCUUGCGAGUGUUGAGGUCCAGGAAGGAAUCCAGAAAGUUAUCCAGCAGGAGUGGGAGACUAAAAUUGAGGAUGCGGGUCAGAGUGUGCCGGUGAUGGAUUUAUGGAUUGGGAGGCACGAGAUGUUGUAUUCUAGGAUAUUUAAUAGCUGA